Molecule: messenger RNA, 1343 nt
Organism: Rosa chinensis
Lineage: Eukaryota; Viridiplantae; Streptophyta; Magnoliopsida; Rosales; Rosaceae
Exons: 6
Coding region: 765-1343 (192 amino acids)
Source: RefSeq, a predicted model, not a curated record
UUCACCGACAUUCCUUCCAACAUUUCCCACCAUUCUCCCCCCAAAUUUAUUUCCCUCUCAUCAGGCAGCAUGAGGAGGCAAAUUGAAAAUUUUCAAGUGGCAUUCAGACAACAGAUAUGAAAAACCAUUGUGUGAGCCUCUGAGGGCUUGUCCAUGAAUUAAACGAGGGCUUCUUAAUGUUAUUCAAAACCACGCCAUCUAGCCUAUACUUCAUUUUGGGAACGAAAGAAUUGACAAACCCCAACGUUAUCUCCUUGAGAAACCCCUUCUUCGACAGACCUCGAGUCCUCGGCCCUCUCCCUCUCUCUUCUUCGACACAAGUCUCCCCCCUCUUCUUGACAAGCCCCAACCUUAUCUCUUCUAGAGACCCCGACCCUAUCUCUUCUUCGACAAACCCCAACCAAAGCUCUCUCUCUCUUUGACGAAUCCCGACCAAAACCAUCUCUACCUCUAGAUUGAAAACCUAAUGGGUAGCCUGGAGAGAGCCCUAGAUUGGAAGCCAUCUCUUCUCCAAUUCUUCGAAUCACUUUCUCUCACGGUCCAUUUUGGUCUCUCUACGUAGGAGCAGAAGAACCUAAAGGGUGAGCUCCUUCGACCCCAUGAACGGGUGAAGAGGAUCCAGUCGGUGCCUAGCACAGAUGACGAACAACCUCAUCGCAGCGCUCUAGCUCCAAAGCUGAUCGAUCCCUCUCGAAAGAAAUUUCUAUGGCUUUUCGUUGAGAGGAUUGGCUGCAAUUUCAGUUUUCUCUGCAGAAGAGAGAAGGAUGUUGCAAAAUGUAGAGUGGAACAGCUUUGCCCCUUCCCCUGUAACCUCAUCCAGCAAGAGCUGUAGCGAUAUCCUACAGACGUCUGACAAAGUGGCUCAUCCGGUCAACAUUCUAGAAGAUGAUGGAGACUCUUUAGAUUCUCACGUCGCUUUGGUCCGUCCACUUAAGUUGAAAAGACCCGCAGUCCAAGAAAGAAGGCAUAGUGGGAGCAGUAGUAGCAAUAAUAGUGAGGUCCACUUUAAGCGUAAGAAGAUCGACAUCAGCCUUGGCCCUACUUAUUGCGAUCUCAAUGUUGAAUAUACUCUUAAUACCGACUUUCUUGGUGACGUUCCAACUUCUUCACAACCGAUGCUGCAACGUAAUGAGGGUGCGGAGAUUGAUGGUCAUCCACUUUGGGGAAACGAUGACACCUUUUCAGACCCUAUACGUGUUCCUUCUGCAGCGGAACUUGAGGCUUACUCUUUACCCGUGAAAGGAACAUCCAAUGCAAAGAAUGACUCACAGCAAGUUGACCCUACAGGUCCACUUGCCAAGGUGCAUCCUCCCAAGCCUCUGAACACCGUAGCCUUUUUUUAG